Molecule: messenger RNA, 1782 nt
Organism: Penicillium cosmopolitanum
Lineage: Eukaryota; Fungi; Ascomycota; Eurotiomycetes; Eurotiales; Aspergillaceae
Exons: 4
Coding region: 1-1782 (593 amino acids)
Biological process (GO): positive regulation of transcription by RNA polymerase II
Molecular function (GO): sequence-specific DNA binding; zinc ion binding; DNA-binding transcription factor activity, RNA polymerase II-specific
Source: RefSeq, a predicted model, not a curated record
AUGUCGCGCCCAUUCAAGCAGAGAGAUAUCGCCUGCGCUCGCUGCUUCCGCUUAAAGCGGAAAUGCGAUCACGCGAAACCAACAUGUGGGGAAUGCUACCGCAAAGGCGCUGAGUGUCUUCCUGCUCGAUCUCGUAGAUCCGGAGAUAGCGUUACGAUCCCGGUCGCCUAUCUCAAGGAACUUGAGAGGCGAGUCGCAGAACUAGAAGAUACAUCUCGAAUUGCUGGCUCACAUGUUGAACUGCGCGAUGCAAGCGUCCAAACUGACUUCCAAGAUGGGUCAAUUGGGGAGGAAUACACCACUCACGCCAUUGAAGACAGGGCCCUGGUCCCAUCCCCAACACCACAAUCACUAUUCCGGCAAUCCCCUUUUUCUCCGAUCGAUUUCGCAAAUAUCUUCGGCCAAGUCAAUGAAGAUAAUCUUGACUUUUUACAUCUCGACAAAGGACCGACAUAUCCAAUCCUUGGAGAUGAUACACUUUGGCUCACGGAACUCUACACGAAUGUCUAUUUCUCGGUAGCCCAUCGCGAAUGGCCUUUCCUCAACGAAUCCACAUGGAAAAAUUGGCACAGGGAAGAAGGCCUCCAGGACCACGAAGAGUGGAGGUGUUUCUUUUUUGAGGAUGAACUUUAUUCAUCCGCGAUGAAUUAUUACCCUCAUGUUGUGGGUAAUACGUCGAUGAUUCUGCAGGUCCAGGCCUCUUUGCUCCUAAUUAUCUAUGCCUUUCAUUGCCCAUCUUCCGAUGAAAUUGCCACAGGUGUUUCCUCCAUAAUGCCAUUCUGCAUCACUGCAAUGACAGAAAUGCGAAAAUACAUGCGGGUUAACCAGGGAGACAAGACACUUAGUGCUUCAGGGGAAGCCUCAGUCGAGAACAUGUUUAUCACUUGUUAUAUGUUAAAUGAAAUCGUGGCCUCCGGUUGGGAUCGACCUGUAUCCGCCGCAUAUCAGGCUGUUGAUGAUGAUUUGUCUAGGCUUGGAGACUCGGUUCAGCCCCCCGUCCAAACACAUCCAGCUAUAAGUCACCUGUUCAGGCUACGAAAAAUCCAAACAAAUAUCAGGCGGUCCUUGGAAAGCUCUCGCUGGCAGUUUUCGGAGGAUAAAAGCGCGUUCAGCUCUUCACUUAAAUCAGCUUUGGAUCUUUGGCGGCAGGAUAUUCCGCGUUACGGCACCGACGAAGUCUCCUGUGGCUAUAAUCACCCUAGCUGGAUGACAAAACUUUACGACUAUAGCAUCUUGAUAUUGAUGGAAGAGAAGAGCAGUUUCCUUGAUCAAGACGGAACGGAAGACAUAUUCUCUGCAGUUGUUGAAGUCUGCCUCAAAUUCCGUCACUUCCAGGAGGAAGGACAUGUAAUGUGUUUCACCUGGUCUGCACUUGUUUUCCAAUUCCGGGCGAGUAUUAUGCUCCUUUAUCUGAUUUGGGCAACGAGGCCUAUAGUGGACAGUCCCAGCUUUCAGCAAGGACCUCGAAGUUAUGACUCACCCGAAGCCAUCGAAGCAUGCACGAAGAAUCUGAGGUGCUUUGCAGAUCGCUGGGAUGACGCUGUUCCGUACUCCAAGGUAUUCGAAUUCCUUCAUCAGAAGGUUCUUUGGCACACCGGUGGGGACAGCACGGCAAAUAAAACCCUCGCCCUAGGGGAGGCUGAAUCAUAUCUACAACAGCUGAAGGAUAAAUACCUUCACCGAGCGAUACUUGGGAUGAUCGAAGAUAUAAUGUAUGGAGGUUUUGUGCGAUACGAGGAGAUUUCGGAUGAUUAUAUGACUGAACUAGCUUGUGAGGUGUAA